AUGGAGAACAGCACUUUAUUCCAAUUCCCCAACGCGACUCUCCCGACUCUCCCGACGUGGAGUGAUAACAGUAUCGAAUACAAAAUCGUAAGCAUAUUAUUAGUGAUUCUUAUUUGUGGAAUUGGAAUUGUCGGAAAUGUCAUGGUCAUUGUUGUGGUCUUAACGACUAAGCACAUGCGCACCCCAACUAACUGCUACCUGGUAAGUCUGGCGGUUGCCGACCUCAUGGUCCUGACGGCAGCGGGGCUGCCCAACAUCACCGAGAGCCUCUUCGGCCAGUGGGUGUACGGAUACGCCGGCUGUCUCUCCAUCACAUACUUUCAGUACCUGGGCAUCAACGCGUCCUCCUGCUCCAUCACAGCCUUCACCAUUGAGCGCUACAUCGCCAUCUGUCACCCUAUAAAAGCGCAAUUCCUGUGCACCCUCUCAAGAGCAAAAAAGAUCAUUGUUCUCGUUUGGUUUUUUACGUCCCUAUAUUGCGUCAUGUGGUUUUACCUUUCCGAUACGGAAGAGGUGGCUUACCAAAACGUUAUACUAAUGACUUGCGCCUACAAAGUGUCCAGAAACCUGUAUUUGCCGAUAUAUUUCACAGAUUUUGCCGUGUUCUACGUUGUCCCGCUUCUGUUGGCGAUCGUUUUAUACGGGCUGAUCGCAAGAAUUCUGUUCCUCAACCCACUCCCGUCAGAUCCCAAGGAAAGUAGAAGGAACUGGAAAAAGGAAUCAACCGUGGGGAAUCAAACAAUUAACUCCAGGAGUUCAUCCAGCAGCACGACUGCAGCUUCUCGGAGGCAGGUGACAAAGAUGCUGGCAGUGGUGGUGAUCCUCUUUGCUCUGCUCUGGAUGCCCUAUCGGACGCUGGUAGUGGUCAACUCCUUCCUCAAAGAGGCCUACUUGGACACCUGGUUCCUUCUCUUCUGCCGUCUCUGCAUCUACAUGAACAGCGCCAUCAACCCCAUCAUAUACAAUGCCAUGUCACAGAAGUUCCGUGCCGCCUUCCACAAACUGUGCCAUUGUGGGGCUCAGCACUCUGAGAAGCCCCCCACUUACAGUGUGGCCCUCACGUACAGUGUCAUCAAGGAGACCUCCAAUGGAGAAAGCCCAGAUCACUACACCACAGAGCUAGACGACAUCCGUGGAGCUGCCGAAGAGCUAUUGCCUGGGAGGAAAAGAUUAUCAUUUAAAGAGCCCUCACUGGCUUGUAAAGGCACAUUGACUAGUGCUUAG
Molecule: messenger RNA, 1224 nt
Organism: Xyrauchen texanus (razorback sucker)
Lineage: Eukaryota; Metazoa; Chordata; Actinopteri; Cypriniformes; Catostomidae
Product: thyrotropin-releasing hormone receptor-like
Exons: 2
Coding region: 1-1224 (407 amino acids)
Biological process (GO): phospholipase C-activating G protein-coupled receptor signaling pathway
Cellular component (GO): membrane
Molecular function (GO): thyrotropin-releasing hormone receptor activity
Source: RefSeq, a predicted model, not a curated record